AUGUCUUCUGCCGAUAAUAAGGUACUUACAUUAUCUGAAGUUCGAGAACUAGCUGACGACAAGAAUAAAUGCAUAAUAAUCAUCGAUAAUAACGUUUAUGAUAUAACAAGAUUUCUUGAAGAGCACCCGGGUGGUGAAGAAGUUUUAAAAGAACAACAUGGCAGAGAUGCAACAAAUGCAUUCGAAGAUGUUGGUCAUAGUUCCGAUGCACGUGAACAAAUGAAGGCAUAUAAAAUUGCUAAACUCGAUUCUAAUGAUGCUAAAAGAUCGCGUCCUACUGUAGUUGAUAAUUCGAAAGGUGAUACACGCGGUAGUAGUGAUGAAUCAGGUUCAUCGUGGACUAAAUGGAUAAUACCACUUGUGAUAGCUGUAGCAGCUGCAGCUAUUUUUAAAUUGCUAUCUAAAUCUGGACAAGAUAUCAGUCAACCACCAACUGCUAUUUAA
This is a messenger RNA of Rotaria socialis, 444 nucleotides long. NCBI's taxonomy places the organism in Eukaryota, Metazoa, Rotifera, Eurotatoria, Philodinida, Philodinidae. The record is from the annotation of a GenBank genome assembly.